Anopheles coustani is the source of this 952-nucleotide messenger RNA. RefSeq lists its product as uncharacterized. The transcript has 4 exons. Bases 49 to 885 code for a protein of 278 amino acids. Lineage: Eukaryota; Metazoa; Arthropoda; Insecta; Diptera; Culicidae. The record is from RefSeq and is a predicted model, not a curated record.
CACGUUCGUACAAGCGUUUGGUUUGCUUCAAGUAAAAAGUUAUAGAAAAUGCGCUGGCCAACAGUUGCAUUAGUUGCACUUCUCGGAGCAGCCGGUGUCCUUGGCUGUGAUGUUCCACUCAGACAUUACACAACGAUGGGAUGCACUCCCAUCGGUAAGCUGACCUCCGGAUGCCCGGAGCGAUAUGAGUGUCCUUCGAUAACGGCACACGACAACGAGAAGUGCUACUUCAACGGGAAAAAGUACAACAUCAACGACAGCGUGCCGGAUGGUGAAGUUGCCCAAUUUUGUUCUGUUUUGUGCUACUGUCGUGCCGCUAAACCGUUUGCCCAGUUUCGCUGUGCUCACAUAGACUGUCCGGAGUUUUUCCAUCGUUUCGAUUACGAAAAUUGCCUACGCACGUACAGGAAGGGUGGAUGCUGCUCGGUCAAAUCGGUUUGUGGUGCCGAGCGUGAUAAGCUGGCCCAAUGCGAGCUGGAGAACGAAAUCUACAAGGAAGGUCAGCGUAUCCAAUUCAAGAAUAAUCCGUGCCGUACCUGUAUCUGUACCGCGGGCUUCAAUGCCAACGCCACCAACACGGACCCGAACUGCUACGAAACAACCUGUGGCUUUGAGUUGUUCCAGGAAAAGCUUGUUUACGGUGGUGCUGUUCCGGUCUACAAGAAGGAUCGCUGCUGCCCGUGGGAAUGGCGUUUGCCUCAAGAAUCGGAUAAAGUUAUACGGAGUGCCCCAACGGUCUCCAAUGAUCCCAACCUUCAAUGCAAGUACGGUAAACUGACGCUCAAUGUAGGAGACAAGUUGGACAUUCAGCAGAAGGCUGAAGAGAAUCAGAAAAUGAGCUGCACCUGCGCGGUUCCUCCACUGCUACAUUGCCUCCUGGACUAAAACUGAUGAUUUUAACAGCAGAUAAUAAAUAUAAUGCUGCUUUAAGUUAACGAAAGCUACAUUUGAA